GCUAGCGCCACGACGUCACGAGGAAAGACGCCGCCGUGAUGACGCUCUCUUGCUCGCCGGCGCCGGCGAAGGCGGCGGCCACCGCUCUCGUGAAGAUUCUUGUUCUUGCGGCGGUGGUCGCCACGACGACGACGUCUGCUGGCGCCGGCGCCGGCGACGGCGACGACGAGCCCACGUACGAGACCAAGUCCAUAGACCCCAGCCUCGCCGUGAUGACGCUGCCGCCGCCCGUGAUGGGCCCGGAGAGCCUCGCCUUCGACGGCCGCGGCGAGGGGCCCUACACCGGCGGCUCCGACGGCCGCAUCCUCCGGUGGCGCGGCGGCCGCCUCGGCUGGACCGAGUUCGCCUACAACUCCAGGCACAAGAGCGUCGGGGUUUGCGCGCCGGAGAAGAAGCUGGUGGUGCCGGAGAGCGUGUGCGGGCGGCCGCUGGGGCUGCAGUUCCACCACGCGUCGGGCGACCUGUACGUUGCCGACGCGUACCUGGGCCUGAUGAGGGCGCCGGCGCGCGGCGGACUGGCGGAGGUGGUGGCGACGGAGGCCGCCGGCGUGCCGUUCAACUUCCUCAACGGCCUCGACGUCGACAUGAGGACCGGCGACGUCUACUUCACCGAUAGCAGCACCACGUACCGGAGGAGCCAAUACCUGCUGGUGGUGGCCAUGGGCGACGAGACGGGCCGUCUCCUCCGGUACGACGCGCGGCGGCGGCGCGUGACGGUGCUCCACUCCGGCCUCCCCUACCCGAACGGCGUCGCCGUGAGCGAGGACGGCACGCACGUGGUGGUGGCGCACACGGGGCUGUGCGAGCUCCGCCGCUACUGGGUGCGGGGGCCCCGGGCCGGCAAGUCGGAGACGCUCGCCGAGGUGCCCGGCUACCCGGACAACGUGCGCCGCGACGGGCGCGGCGGCUACUGGGUGGCGCUGAGCCGCGAGGCCGACGACGGCGACGUUGCUCCCACGGUGGCGGUGCGCGUGGCGGCGGCGGCGGGGGGGAAGAAGAAUGGCAGUGCCGCCGGCGCGGCGGUGGUGGAGGCGCUCGCCGGGUUCGGCUUCGUGACGGUGAGCGAGGUGGCGGAGCGGAACGGCACGCUCUGGGUCGGCUCCGUCGACACGCCGUACGCCGGCGCCGCGCUGGGCCGGUGACGCACGUGCGUGUGGCGCGGUGUUCGUCGUUGUUGCACGCUUGCACUACCCCUUAACUAAAAUUUUGUUACGUUUUUCAUGUGUGGUAUAUGUAACUAAAUAUAUUAAUGUGGAUGUGAUUGUGGGAUUUGUACUGAGAAAUCAAGUAAAUUUGCUAGUAUAUGAGAUUGUAGAUUGUAACAGUUUUUUUCUAGAGUAUUUUAAUUAGAAAUGUCU
Messenger RNA from Oryza brachyantha (malo sina), 1358 nucleotides. Its product is annotated as protein STRICTOSIDINE SYNTHASE-LIKE 10-like. The record is from RefSeq and is a predicted model, not a curated record. Gene Ontology annotation, biological process: biosynthetic process. Gene Ontology annotation, molecular function: strictosidine synthase activity. Lineage: Eukaryota; Viridiplantae; Streptophyta; Magnoliopsida; Poales; Poaceae. Bases 39 to 1142 code for a protein of 367 amino acids. The transcript has 3 exons.